AUGUCCGUCGUCCUUCCUGGCGAGGAAGUCCCAGCCCAGCACGUUAACCUCAAACUCGGGCCAGGUUUACUGCAAGUACCUGGCGCUGGUUCGAUCAUUUCAACGAGAGCCGGCAUUCUAAAUCAUUCUGCAAAUCGAAGCAAAUGGUGGGUUGAGAGCAACUCGAAACGUUACGUUCCUGCACCUCAGGAGUCGGUUGUAGGGGUGAUUACACAGAGGUUGGGAGAAGGAUACCGUGUUGAUAUCGGGGCGGCCCACUAUGCAUCCCUCGACUCCCUGGCAUUUGAAGGUGCCUCAAAGCGCAAUAAACCUAAUCUCAAGGUGGGAUGUCUCGUAUAUGCUCGCGUUUCUCUAGCGCAUAAGGAUAUGGAACCAGAAUUAGAGUGUUUCGAUGCCCAGACGCGAAAAUCGGAAGGGUUUGGGGAACUAAAAGGCGGCUUUGUAGUUCGUUGCGGCCUCAAGAUGUGCCUCGACCUGUUAGAUACAAAGCAUUUCCUACUGCCUCUACUGGGUGGUCGCUUUCCGCUCGAGGUAGCAGUGGGGUUGAAUGGACGCGUGUGGGUGAAUGCGAAGGAGAUCAAGCAGGUAAUUGCUAUCGUGAGGUGUAUUGAAGCUGUCGAUCCCGACGGUGGUGGACUGGAUGCCAAGGGGGUCAAAACGUUGUUGGAUACAUUGGACGUGUAACUAUGUAAGGGUAUCUUUAUUGUAAUGUGUACACUAGUACUACACAGAAUACACUGAAACUACUGC
This is a messenger RNA of Laccaria bicolor S238N-H82, 750 nucleotides long. RefSeq lists its product as uncharacterized. Bases 1 to 684 code for a protein of 227 amino acids. NCBI's taxonomy places the organism in Eukaryota, Fungi, Basidiomycota, Agaricomycetes, Agaricales, Hydnangiaceae. The transcript has 5 exons. Gene Ontology annotation, biological process: CUT catabolic process; exonucleolytic trimming to generate mature 3'-end of 5.8S rRNA from tricistronic rRNA transcript (SSU-rRNA, 5.8S rRNA, LSU-rRNA); TRAMP-dependent tRNA surveillance pathway. Gene Ontology annotation, cellular component: nuclear exosome (RNase complex); cytoplasmic exosome (RNase complex). Gene Ontology annotation, molecular function: RNA binding. The record is from RefSeq and is a predicted model, not a curated record.